AAUUUCACAGUAGACCAGAUCUGAGCAAUCAUGGACAAGAAGUCCCAUAUUAGGAAUAUGUCUGUGAUUGCUCAUGUUGAUCGUGGCAAAUCAACCUUGACAGACUCCCUGGUGUGUAAAACGGGCGUCAUUGCUUCAGCCAGAGCCAGAGAAACACGAUUCACAGACACACGGAAAGCUGAGCAAGAAAGAUGUAUCACAAUCAAGUCUACGGCAAUUUCUAUGUAUUAUGAACUCUCAGACAACAACUUGGCCCUCAUCAGGGAUGGUUCAGGUUUUCUUAUUAACUUAAUUGACUCCCCUGGACAUGUUGAUUUCUCCUCUGAAGUUACAGCAGCUCCGUGUGUCGCUGAUGCUGCCCUUGUUGUGGUUGACUGUGUUUCAGGGGUUUGUGUACAGACAGAGGCUGCUCUGUGGCAGGCUACUGCAGAACAUGUCAAACCAGAAUUGCAGCUGGAGCCUGAGGAACUCUACCAGACAUUUCAGCGUAUUGUGCAAACUGUCAGUGUCAACAUUUCCACCAAUGGUGAGGGUGAAACUGGACCAAUGGGUAAUAUUAUGGUAUUUUGAUCCAGCAACUGGAAAAUUCAGCAAAUCAACCACUAGCCCAGAUGGAAAGAAGUUGCCAAGGACAUUUUGCCAGCUAGUUCAGGAUCCUGUCGUUAAGGUAAAGCAAUAUUUUGUCUUGAUUUGAUUGCAGGGGCAUAAGGGGAGACGUUUUUUAGUUUAGCAGGUUAUCCCUUAGGAAAGCCAUCCCUCUUCUAAAGUCGGCCCAUACUUUCUGUAGAGACUAGAAAAAUGUGGCAGUGUAAGAACAAUGUGCAAAAGGUGGGACAGAAGGAGAAGGCAGAAAAUCGGAAUGGUACUGAAAGAACGUAUUCUGCGUAUCGUUAAAGAUUUGUGUGCCUCGUGUGUGAACCUCUUCUGACAGGAAUUUGGAAUUUCCUUUGGAAUAAGAAACAUCUGAUAUAAUUUGUGAAUCUUGAGCUGUGUGAUCCUUGCGAAGAGUUUUUCAAACAAAAGCCCAGAACAGAGAAACUGGAGGGUUUUCAGAUGCGCAACAUGUUUAAGAUAAACGUGCCCCGAACAAGUGGUUGGUGGGACCUACGGUGUGCUGAACCGGAAAAGGGGACGCGUCUUUGAAGAAUCGCAAGUGGCGGGAACUCCAAUGUUUGUGGUCAAGGCGUAGCUACCUGUAAAUGAGUCAUUUGGUAAGAUGAUGCUUUUCUUGUUACCCACAUGCAAUUAAAGGCAGGCAUCUGCAGGAUGAAAGGGACUUAAGAAUUCCCAUUUUAUUUAGCUCCAAGCUUCUUCCUGUUGUCCCUCUGCAUCUUCAGUUCAGAAUAGUUUACCCCUUUUCUCCUGGGCUUUCGUGACAGCAGAGGGUGCCAAAAAGAUGCGGCAUCUUCUGCACAUUAAGGCUUUUCAGCGUACACCAGAUUGGGUUUCCAUCAUUUUAAGUCAAGGUCUUACUUUGAAGGAAGUCUAGAAAAAAGAACUGGUCUUCAGCAGCAGCAGGCUGGAAAAUUUGAUCUUUAAAAGGACAGAGGGCCAACCUGAACAGCUUAAAUGGCAUCACCCCCCCUUGCCAAUCUUAAGACUACCUUUAAAAUAGUAAUGUGUUUCUUCUUAUCCUGCCCCUGAAACGUCAACUUUUCAGUGAUACAGAGCCCUUCCUCUGGUCUUGUGGCUGGUGGACAACAAGUCACCCAGGAGCCAGCAAUGUGCCCUUGUGGCCAAGAAGGCCAGUGGUCUCCUGGGGGGCAUUAAGAAGAGCGUGGCCAGCAGGUGGAGGGAGGUCAUCCUCCCCCUCUGCUCUGCCCUGGGGAGGCCACAGCUGGAGCACUGGGUCCGGUUCUGGGCUCCCCGGUUCAAGAAGGACAGGAAACUGCUGGAGACAGUCCAGUGGAGCCGACCAAGAUGAUCAGGGGACUGGAGCAUCUCUCUGCUGAGGAAAGGCUGAGAGCCCUGGGGCUGGUCAGCCUGGAGAAGAGCAGACAGAGGGGAUCUCAUCAAUGCUGAUCAGUAUCUAAAGGGUGGGUGUCAAGAGGAUGGGGCCAGACUCCUCUCAGUGGUGCCCGGCGACAGGACAAGGGGCAACGGGCACAAACUGGAACACGGGAAAUUCCAUCUGAACAUGAGGAAAAACUUCUUUCCUUUGAGGCUGCCAGAGCGCUGGAACAGGCUGCCCAGAGAGGCUGUGGAGUCUCCUCUGGAGAUAUUCCAAACCCGCCUGGAUGCGUUCCUGUGCAGCCUGCUCUGGGUGACCCUGCUCUGGCAGGGGGUUGGACCAGAUGAUCUCCGAAGGUCCCUUCCGACCCCUGCCAGUCUGGGAUUCUGUUUGUGUGUCCCGUUUCCCUCCCGCCUUCAAGAGCAUCCUGUGACAUCGUGACAGAAAGUUUACCAGUUUCGUGGUGCGCAUUUGGAACUCCUCACAGGGUAAAACUAAGAAAUGUCAUGUGUGAUUUUGGAGGGGGCUUCUUUGCCAAAGUACAUCAGUGUGGCAACUGCUAAAAUAAUCAGGGAUGAAAUAAGAGAUGCUUUAACUUUUAAAGUCCAAACUGGCACUUUAACUUCUUAAAAGAACAAUUUACGCUUGUGUUUGUGUGGCUGGGUUUUGAGUAUUUUGGGUUGGUUUUUUUUUUCCCCUUCUCCAAGUUUCCACAGAGCUUAAUUUCACAGUGAGACCCGUUUUCCAAACAUGGAAAACCAAAAAGAAGCGUAAGCUUAGGCUCGGUGGGAUGUGUAUUACACUGGGCUCUCGGUCUCAACUUGCGUAGCACCUUACCGUCCCUGUUCCACAAAACUACCUUUCGCGUUCCUUGCCAAAGCUGCGGUGGAAUCUUGCUAAACCAGCAUGCUAAAGAUACGGGGAAACAGCGGCAUUCCUCUGAACGAGCGGUGAGAUGCGGUUCUACGGGAGCAAGUCGGGGCUCACCGGCAGCAGCUCUGAAUACUUGAGCGAAGGGGAUGAUGCCGUGGUGAAGCCGAGGAAAUGGCAAAGGAAACACCUCUGUGUCUUCAGUUAAAUGUCAAGUCCUGGACCGUCAGGCUAAACGGCGAGUUAGCCCGGCACCUCGUUCGUGGCAGUGACUGAAAGGGAACGCUUAGGGAAGAGAAAGAACAAGGUAAGCUGAUGGAAAACUCCCCCGGUUGCUUUUUUUAUAACCACUUUCAGAGGCUUCCUGGGGCAGAAGUGGGUUCUGGAUCAAGUAGUAACCCUCGAUGGAUUUCUUUAUGAAAUCACUCCGUCUCCCCCCUCAGCAUAAACCAGCAGCACCCACAGCACUGGCAGGGGGGUUGGAGCUAGAUGAUCUUUAAUGUCCCUUCCAACCCAAACCGUUCUGUGAUUCUAUGACUUCACCAAUCUAGACGGGCGAAGAACCGCCUCCUUUUGAAACAUAAUUCUCCCCAUAUACUUCUCUAUCUACCUAAAUUGAAUUUUUGUUUGCCUUUUUGUUGCUAAUUUACUUGGUCACAUGAGUUCUUUGGAGCUGGCCUCAUUUUUACCUUGCUUGAAAGAAGUAUCUGCAAAGUAGCGGUUUCUUAACAGUUCCGAAAGAGUGUUUUUAGGGUUUUGUCUAUGCAGAAAUUCAUAAUAAACCAGUUUGGUUGGUUGGUUUUUUUGGUGUAGCUGGCUCAUCCCUUUUUAUUUUGUCCUUCCGUCUAGGUUUUACCACCGGCUUGAGAUCCAGCACUGGUGGCCAGGCUCUUCCACAGCGUGUCUUUGAUCACUGGCAGAUUUUGCCUGGAGAUCUUUACGAUGCAAAUUCUAAUCCUUGGCAAGUUGUGGCAGAAACACGUGAACGCAAAGGCUUGAAGGAGGGAAUUCCAACUCCGGGUAACAUCCUAGAUAAAUUAUAGUCACUUCUGUUUCAUGUUGUGUUUUGUCCCAAUACCAUUUCCUCGUAAAAGAAAUAAAAAUGACAUGCUAAUUUGACUUGCAGGAUUGUUGUCGCAUGUAUCUUGUCUGUGGUCGCUGAAGCCUGUGUUAAAAAAAAAUAAUCAGUUGCCCGGGACUAAUUGGCAUUCUUUACAGUUUGCCCGAUCCAUAAUUGUCUUUUAACUUAGGAGGCAGCUCCCUUCGCUGUUGCUCUUGCAGGAAUUCUCGUUGAACUGACAGGUUUUGUCCUCUCAGCCAGAAGAGGCGUCCUUUCAGUUCCCAACUUCAAUCCUCUUGUUCCUCUUGAAAACUGAUAGCGAAAGGCUUGCGGUCACAGGUAAGCUUGCAAGCACCCAGCACCCGGAUUUAAAGGCAGAUAGAGGAAAUGUCUGAAACGCCUCCAGCGAAGGUUUGGAUUGGAUAUUAGGAAAAAUGUCUCCAGAGAAAGGGUUGUCAGCCAUUGGAAGAGGUGGAAUCGGCGGCCCUGGAGGUAUUUAAAAGACAGGUAGACGUGGUGCUGAGGGACGCGGUUUGGUGGUGGUUUUGGCAGUGUUAGGUUAAUGAUUGGACUUGAUGAUCUUAAAGGUCCCUUCCAACCCGGACCUUUCUAUGGUUCUAUGAACUCCUGCUGCUGGGCAGGUGCAGAACCUCCCACCCCGGGAGGGAUCGUUGAGGCUGGAGGGAUCAUUGAGGCUGGAUCAUUGGGCAGCAGACUCCUGCCUACAAGGGCUCACGAUUGUUUUGGGCAGCUUUAUCCGACCUGGAAGUAUGAAAAUCAGAUGCCAGCUCAGGCUAAUAGUCUUCAGGCGUACAGGUCCAGCCUCUCUGUAGCUGGUAUUUUAGCAGCUAGCUCAGGUCCAGAAAAAUGCAGAAAAAAGAUGCAGCAAAUGGAUGGGGGGGGGGGGGAAAGCAAACCACGCAGCAUGACUCAUUGCAUGCUGCUUAUCUGCGCAGUAGAGGGACUUCGUAUGAGUCUCAUAAGCUUUGCUUUCCUUCUGCAGUUGGUUUGAAGGUAUCUUUGAUGUAGUCCACUCAUAGCAGUAACCAGAUGCUUCCGUAGUGGAACCAGAGAGUUCUCCUGCACCCUCCGGGCCAAGAGCAAGAACUUUAUGGAAGCCACAAACUAACUGCAGCCUGCAGCUGAGUUGCACGGAUUGGGACA
Chroicocephalus ridibundus (black-headed gull) is the source of this 5045-nucleotide messenger RNA. RefSeq names its product elongation factor 2-like. Lineage: Eukaryota; Metazoa; Chordata; Aves; Charadriiformes; Laridae. Gene Ontology annotation, biological process: translational elongation. Gene Ontology annotation, molecular function: translation elongation factor activity; GTPase activity; ribosome binding. Gene Ontology annotation, cellular component: ribonucleoprotein complex; cytosol. The record is from RefSeq and is a predicted model, not a curated record.